AUGAUCAGAUCACUUUCAAAAAAAAAUCAAGUCGAUUUAGUUAAAGAAUUUGUUCAACCAAUUCUUUAUAGAAACAAUCCAUUAUUAACUAUCGACGAAAAUGCUAAAGACAAUAGACCAAAUCCAAAAUCAAAAUUUAUAGAAUUAAAGGAAGAACUUGGAUUAAAACCAAUGGAAUAUAAUAAAGAAGAUUUAGAAAUCAGUCAUGAUACUUUAAGAACUGUAAAAACCAAAAUCAUAGCUAUGCCAUUUGAUUUUAGCCGUGAUGUUUACUAUAAAAAUAAAAGAUCAACUAGAAAGAAAUUCCAAACUAAAACUGCCCAUCUUAGAGAAUUUGGUGCAAACCCAACUAUUUUCCCAGAAUCAAUGUUUAGAGAUUAUUAUAUGCAACCAAUUCCAUUAGAAAAAGUUCAAGAAGGAAAUAAAUAA
Molecule: messenger RNA, 429 nt
Organism: Dictyostelium purpureum
Lineage: Eukaryota; Evosea; Eumycetozoa; Dictyosteliales; Dictyosteliaceae
Exons: 1
Coding region: 1-429 (142 amino acids)
Source: RefSeq, a predicted model, not a curated record